This is a messenger RNA of Diversispora eburnea, 2295 nucleotides long. The record is from the annotation of a GenBank genome assembly. NCBI's taxonomy places the organism in Eukaryota, Fungi, Glomeromycota, Glomeromycetes, Diversisporales, Diversisporaceae.
AUGACCGAUAUAUCAGACUAUGAUAGCGCUCCUGAAUCUUUUUUUGAUGCAGAAGAAUAUGUAGCUGAUGAAGAAAAUCAAAAAACCACCACUCGAUAUUCGAAAGUUUUAUUAUCUUCUAUAUCCAACAUUUUUUCUUCCAAUAGUGUUCGACCCGAGAUUUCUGCAAUUCCAGAGAUUUCUAUAACCGACAUGUCAGAAAGUAAAGAAGGAAAUGAGGAUAAAUCCAGGGAAAUUAUUUUAAACGGUUCCGAAUCUAAGAUAAAUAUAGAUAUAAACAUCAAGACUGAAGUUGAGGAAGAAAAUAUCAAUGAAGAAAAAAAAGAAGAAAAAGAAGAAGAAAAAGAAGAGGAAGAAAAAGAAGAAGAAAAAGAAGAGGAAGAAAAAGAAGAAGAAAUUGACAUAACAAUUUAUGUCAAAGAUCUUGAUACUGGUAAAAAUGUCCCGGCAUCAGAUCUGGAAGAGGAAAUUAAAAAAUCUAGAGGAAGCAUCAAUCCAUUAUCUUUACAAAUAUUGCAAAGAUCUGGUGGUGAAGAUGAUGAUCUUGAAAGUGAUGAUGAAAGGAAAUCUGAUAAAUCACAUAGAUCAAAAUCUUUUCUAAAACGUUUGAAAAAAAAAUCACAUCAUGAGAAAGGAACUGAAGAUGAUGAAGAAGAAGGUAAUGGGAUUACUGGAAAUAAUGUACCAGUAUUUUCAGAAAGUACUUGCGAUUACGGAAAUGCUCAACCGACUUAUAUAAAAGGACGUUCGAGAAAUAAACCAGUUAAAGAAUUUGAUAAAGUUUUUCUUGCUCAAGAAUUAAAUAAUCCAAUUUCGGAUGAAAAUAAUGAGGCGAAUUUAAAUUCUGGUGCAAUUUGGACCAUGGAAUUUAGUAAGGAUGGAAAAUUUUUGGCAACGGGAGGUCAAGAUAAAAUUGUUAGAGUGUGGGCCGUGAUUUCAAGUGAUGAAGAACGUGAACACUUUCUUGAAGGAAGUGAUGGUACAAGUGUGUAUGAAGGUAUUAGUGGAGCAAAGUUGAGAGCACCUGUAUUUCGAGGUAAACCAUUAUAUGAAUAUCGUGGACAUACAGCUGAUGUACUGGAUUUAAGUUGGAGUAAGAACAAUUUUUUACUUUCUUCGUCUAUGGAUAAAACUGUGAGAUUAUGGCAUAUUACAAGGAAAGAAUGUUUAUGCUGUUUUCAACACACAGAUUUUGUGACAGCAAUUGCUUUUCAUCCAAAGGAUGACCGUUUCUUUCUAUCCGGUUCAUUGGAUUGCAAAUUGCGUCUCUGGAAUAUACCAGCGAAAAAGGUAUCACAUUGGAAUGAAAUUCCAGAUCAACAAUUGAUAACUGCCGUGGGUUUUACUUUUGAUGGUAAAAUGGCAGUUGCGGGAAGUUUUUCUGGAUUAUGUUUAUUUUAUGAAACAGUAGGUUUAAAAUAUAACACACAAAUUCAUGUUCGAAGUACACGAGGUCGAAAUUCAACUGGCAAAAAGAUAACAGGUAUUGAGGCUAUGCCGGGAACUGUUCCUGGUCAAGAUAAAUUGUUGAUUAGUUCAAAUGAUUCAAGGAUUCGAUUAUAUAAUAUGCGUGAUAAAUCCUUGGAAUUUAAAUACAAAGGACAUGAAAAUACCUGUAGUCAAAUUCGGGCCACAUUUAGUGAUGAUGGACGUUAUAUAAUAACUGGAUCAGAAGAUAGACAUGUAUAUAUAUUUAAUACUGAUAAAUCUAUAAAUCCUCAUGAGGGAUCACAUUGGCUGAAAAAGGAUAAGAUUUGUUACGAAAGUUUUGAAGCACAUGAAGCUAUUGUAACAGUUGCAAUCUUUGCCCCAACACGAACAAAACAAUUAAUUGGUCUUUGUGGUGAUCCAAUCUUUACGAAAACAAUUAAUUCGGAGAAACAAACAUAUCCUGAUGGAAACAUAAUUGUUAGUGCGGAUUACACCGGAAGAAUAAGAGUAUUUCGACAAGAUUGUGCGUACUAUAGUUUUGGUGAUGUUGAUUCUCGUUCAAUCCGAAGCACGAGAUCAUUUAAUUCAGUGUUAGGAAAUAAUUUAAACAGUUUGUUUGUUAGACAAAAACAAAAGAAGAAUGGAGAAACCAGACCAAGAAGAAAAAGUGAUGCAUCAAGUAUAUUGUCAUUUGCAUCAAGCAUAUUAAGUACAGAUGUACCCAUAGAUGGAUCUACAAAUGCGGAUACUAUAACUGAGGAUGCUGAGCAAUUUCAAUGUAAUUGUGGGUCAACAGAUUUUAAAGCUUAUAUGUCCCAAGGAAAAUCUAAAUUAAUAUGUGCUAAUUGUAACAAAGUUGCUUAA